GCCAUGCUCCGGGGCCCACAACCACGACCGAGCCGUCUACGUAUACCCGAGUGUGCGAAGUGCCUGGAAGCGUGCAAAUUUCCCCGAGGAAAUUAAAGGGAAAAUCUACGCUGAUUGUUUUUCCUCCACGCACACGUUGGCCCUUCAUCGACGGGCGUGCAACCCCAUUGGACAAGGGACUCUGCUGUUUACUAACCCACCCCGUGCCCCCCGUAUCGAACGGUGUGGAAGGAUUCGACAGCACCAUCAACAUUCAUCCAGCUGCAUCCUUUCGAAUCCUUUCGGCAAAUGAUUAAAGACGGGACGAGAGAUGGUGGGGCGAGACACUCGGUGCCGCCUUCAGCACACGAAGGCCUUGUGCCUUGUGUGCCGUGUUGUGGAUGAAUAUGAUUUAUGUGCAGCACUGACUGUCAUCGACAGCUGGUGGCAAACGAUUUCAUCAAUCGAGACAAACGCGCAUCGUAUGAUGUCACACUGUGGCGCCCAAAGGUGGAAGGAUAUGUACAGGACGAUGCAGGAUACAUACUGGUGACACAUACCAGUUAACGAACGUACCGUCGAACGGAUGGAGCUUUAUCGUUCUUCAUUUCAGUUUUGUUUUCCAGGCGAGUUCCGGCAACCGUGUUGCUCUAUGACAUCGGUAGGAGUUUAAGGAAAUGCAAAAGACACUCAACGAAACGGGGACGUGUAAAGAGCAACGACAAACACAACCGAGAGUCUGAUUGAUAGAAUGGUCCAGGGGACAGGGUUGAGUUUGGUGCCUGGAAGCGUUAAAAGUUUGUUGCCACCGAAUCGAAACGUCCAUCAAACGAUGAGAACCUGCCCAAUGCUCUGCCUGCUACUAAUGACAGUUGAUGAUGUCGUCCUAUCAACCCACAACCUCCCAAGAACUCGCGAACAACACACCAUCCUGAUCGGCUUAAAUAUUACUCUUUAUUACACAAUGUCCUCUUUAAAGCAUUACUAAUUUAUUUUUGUCCGUAAAAUGUCUCUGCUUCUUCAACUGUAAAGAUACCCGAUCCUUAAUUUCUGUGUGACACCGGUACCAGCCAACGCCGACCAUCGGAGUCGUCGCAGCAGCGAGCAAUUCCAUCAAUAUUAUGACAGAGGGCACCGCGCCGACGGUUGAAUGUUUAGAUAACACACUGGACGGUCUGAACGAGCAGCAGGAGCAGGAACAGCAUCAGCAGCAGCAAGAACAGCAACAAGAACAACCAGAUCAGCAACACGUGGAAGCGGUGCAGGGAACGGUCGGUGUACGUAUCGAGGUAACGAGUGCGCCAUCGGCAGGUUCCGUCGAGCUAGUCGCUAUCGGUAAGGAGUGCGCGGAGGAACCGUCAAAGUCUCGGGACGAUCAGCACCAUCAGGCAGUCGCGAUGUCGCAAAGCACAAAGCAGGUCUCGAAAGCGGAAAAAGACCUCCCGGAGCGUGGUUCCUGGGGGUCGAAGCUGGACUUUAUCCUAUCGGUGGUUGGGUUGGCGAUCGGGUUGGGCAACGUGUGGCGUUUCCCGUACCUGUGCUACAAGAAUGGUGGCGGCGCAUUCCUGAUACCGUACUUUGUCACACUCUUCCUGGCCGGCAUACCGAUGUUCUUUAUGGAGCUGGCACUCGGCCAGAUGUUGACGAUCGGUGGCCUGGGUGUGUUCAAGAUUGCGCCCAUUUUUAAAGGUAUCGGUUAUGCAGCGGCAGUAAUGUCCUGUUGGAUGAACGUGUACUACAUCGUCAUCCUUGCGUGGGCCAUAUUUUACUUCUUCAUGUCGUUACGUGCAGAUGUGCCUUGGCGAACGUGUGAUAAUGUGUGGAACUCGAUCAACUGCGUCAAUCCGUACGAUCGCAAGGAUCUGCUGUGUUGGGAAACGAUCGGUGUGAACAGUACGCUCACCAAGAUUUGCUCACUGAACUCCAAUAACGUGUCCAUGACGGAUUUGGCCGAUCCGGUGAAAGAAUUCUGGGAACGCCGCACAUUGAUGAUCUCGAGCGGUAUUGAUCAGGUAGGAUCAAUCCGCUGGGAACUUGCUGGGACGCUUCUGCUGGUGUGGAUCUUGUGCUACUUCUGUAUCUGGAAGGGUGUCAAGUGGACUGGCAAGGUCGUGUACUUUACUGCCCUGUUUCCGUACUUCCUGCUUACGAUCCUGCUGAUCCGUGGCAUUACAUUACCGGGUGCUUUUGAAGGCAUCAAGUUCUAUGUGAGCCCUAACUUAUCGAAGCUUGCCGAAUCGGAGGUGUGGAUCGAUGCAGUCACACAGAUCUUCUUCUCGUAUGGUCUCGGUCUGGGAACAUUGGUCGCUCUCGGCAGUUACAACAAAUUUAACAACAAUGUGUACAAAGAUGCCCUGAUUGUGUGUACCGUCAACUCGAGUACCAGUAUGUUUGCCGGCUUCGUGAUCUUCUCCGUCGUCGGUUUUAUGGCACACGAGCAACAGCGUCCAGUAGCCGAAGUGGCUGCCUCCGGGCCCGGUCUUGCCUUCUUAGCCUAUCCAUCGGCCGUCCUACAACUCCCGGGUGCACCGCUCUGGUCGUGUUUGUUCUUCUUCAUGCUGUUACUGAUCGGUCUCGACUCACAGUUCUGUACCAUGGAGGGUUUCAUUACGGCCGUGAUUGACGAGUGGCCACAUCUGCUGCGCAAGCGUAAGGAAAUCUUCAUCGCAAUCGUGUGUAUGAUCAGCUAUCUCGUUGGCUUGACGUGUAUUACGGAGGGCGGUAUGUAUGUGUUCCAAAUUCUUGACUCGUACGCGGUCAGCGGUUUCUGUUUGCUGUUCCUGAUGUUCUUCGAGUGUGUGUCGAUCUCGUGGGCUUACGGUGUGGAUCGUUUCUACGACGGUAUCAAGGACAUGAUCGGCUACUAUCCACUAUCGUGGUGGAAGUUCUGCUGGGUCGUCACUACUCCUGCCAUCUGUGUCGUAAGUAUUGGAUAGCUCUGCUGCAGCUAUUGUUGCUGUAACGCCUUGUAGUUUAUGUGCGCGUGUGAAUGGGAAUUGAGUGAGUGAGAAUUUACAGGUCUCCAUCUUUGAACUUGAACGCAUUGGAAGGUAAAUUGAGUUAUAUUUGUAAGAUGGGAUAUACGCAAAGAGGGAAAGGUUAUUGAUAUUUUUCAGAUUUCGGAUCUAGACGCAUGGUUUGCUGUUGGGAAACUGAUAAACGAAAGACAUCUGAAGCUGUUUGAAGUUGCCAUUAGAAUUCGCAUGAUACAGAGAUACUUAAUAAUAAAUAAAUUAUUGUAACGAUUAUUUAUACAU
Anopheles funestus (African malaria mosquito) is the source of this 3236-nucleotide messenger RNA. RefSeq names its product sodium- and chloride-dependent GABA transporter 1-like. Bases 1101 to 2915 code for a protein of 604 amino acids. The transcript is spliced from 8 exons. NCBI's taxonomy places the organism in Eukaryota, Metazoa, Arthropoda, Insecta, Diptera, Culicidae. The record is from RefSeq and is a predicted model, not a curated record. Gene Ontology annotation, cellular component: membrane. Gene Ontology annotation, biological process: sodium ion transmembrane transport.